GGGGCGGCCCCGGCCACUUCCUGCCCCCGCCCCCUCCCGCCGCCGGCCCCGCGCGCGCCGCUGCCCGCUCCCACCGGCCCCAGCCCCGCCGCCAUGUCGUUUCGGAAGGUGGUGCGGCAGAGCAAGUUCCGGCACGUUUUCGGGCAGCCGGUGAAAACGGAGCAGUGCUACGAUGACAUCCGCGUCUCCCGCGUCACUUGGGACAGCACCUUCUGCGCCGUCAACCCUUCCUUCGUCGCCAUCAUCGUGGAGGCCAGCGGUGGCGGCGCCUUCCUCGUCCUACCCCUGCACAAGACCGGGCGCAUUGACAAGUCGUACCCCACGGUGUGCGGGCACACGGGCCCCGUCCUCGACAUCGACUGGUGUCCCCACAACGACUAUGUCAUCGCCAGCGGCUCGGAGGACUGCACCGUCAUGGUCUGGCAGAUCCCCGAAAAUGGGCUCAGCCAGCCGCUGACGGAGCCGGUGGUGGUGCUGGAGGGGCACUCGAAGCGCGUGGGCAUCAUCGCCUGGCACCCCACCGCUCGCAACGUCCUGCUCAGCGCCGGCUGCGACAACGUGGUGCUGAUCUGGAACGUGGGCACGGCGGAGGAGCUGUACCGCCUGGAGGGGCUGCACCCCGACCUCAUCUACAGCGUCAGCUGGAGCCGCGACGGCGCCCUUUUCUGCACCGCCUGCAAGGACAAGAGCGUCCGCGUCAUCGAUCCCCGCCGCGGCACCGUGGUGGCCGAGAAGGAGCGGGCGCACGAGGGGGCUCGCCCCAUGCGGGCCAUCUUCUUGGCUGACGGCAAGAUCUUCACCACCGGUUUCAGCCGUAUGAGCGAGCGGCAGCUGGCGCUGUGGGACGUGGACAACCUGGAGGAGCCCAUGGGGCUGCAGGAGCUGGACUCCAGCAACGGGGCUCUGCUGCCUUUCUACGACCCCGACACCAACGUGGUCUACGUCUGCGGCAAGGGCGAUUCGAGCAUCCGGUACUUUGAGAUCACGGAGGAGCCACCCUACAUCCACUUCCUCAACACCUUCACCAGUAAGGAGCCCCAGCGGGGCAUGGGUUGGAUGCCCAAGCGCGGGCUGGACGUCAGCAAGUGCGAGAUCGCCAGGUUCUACAAGCUGCAUGAGCGCAAGUGCGAGCCCAUCAUCAUGACGGUGCCAAGGAAGUCGGACCUGUUCCAGGACGACCUGUACCCCGACACGGCGGGCCCGGAGGCGGCGCUGGAGGCGGAGGAGUGGGUGGCGGGGCAGACGGCGGGGCCGGUGCUGGUGUCCCUGCGCCAGGCCUACGUCCCCAGCAAGCAGCGGGACCUCAAGGUGAGCCGCCGCACCCUCCUCCACGAGAGCUGCCCCCCUGCCUCCACCGCCGGCCCCACCACGCCGCCCCCCACGCCCCCCACCGCGCCCGCCCCCGCCCGCCUCAGCGCCCCGCCGGCCCUCGGCACCGGCCCCUCUGCACCCACGGGGGGCGGGCGGCUGGAGGAGGUGCUGCAGGAGGUGGCCGCGCUGCGGGCGCUGGUGGCGGAGCAGGGCCAGCGCAUCGCCCGCCUGGAGGAGCAGCUCAGCCGCCUCGAGAACGGCCACGUCUAGGGACCCGCUGCCCCCCCCCUCAGGGACCACCGCGGCCGGGUACCCCCCCCUCCCCCUUCCGCCUGCCAGGGACCACGCCCCGAGCCCUCCCAUACCCCUGGGGUGUCCCCCUCACCCCGCUGCCGGGUCCUUCUCCCGUUGGAGGGCUGGCCGCCCCUCCGGCAGCUCCCCCCUCACCCCCAUUGCCUUACUGGGUGCUGCCCCCGCCGCAAAUCAUGGACCAUUCCUGCCCCCCUUCCAUGUCCUCAGGCUGGGGGCUGCUCCUGGGAUCAAACACUACCCCCUGCACCCCCCCCUCCCUGGGUGGGAUGGGGUCCUCCCCCCUUCCUGUGGGGCAGGGCAUGAUCUGCCCCCCCCAAACUGUGGAUUAUUGUCCCCCCUAUAUUUUGGGGGCUUCUUCCCCCUCCCUUCCUGCUCCAUCCCAUGUCCCGUCCCCCCCCCCCUUACAGUGCAGGGUCAAAAACUAUAUUUUCACUCCAAAUAAAGGACUUUAUAAGAAAA
Messenger RNA from Phalacrocorax carbo (great cormorant), 2082 nucleotides. NCBI's taxonomy places the organism in Eukaryota, Metazoa, Chordata, Aves, Suliformes, Phalacrocoracidae. The record is from RefSeq and is a predicted model, not a curated record.